Messenger RNA from Penaeus indicus, 774 nucleotides. It is a transcript of the gene Sdhaf3, whose product is annotated as succinate dehydrogenase assembly factor 3, mitochondrial-like. Lineage: Eukaryota; Metazoa; Arthropoda; Malacostraca; Decapoda; Penaeidae. The transcript has 3 exons. The record is from RefSeq and is a predicted model, not a curated record. Bases 181 to 618 code for a protein of 145 amino acids. Gene Ontology annotation, cellular component: mitochondrion; mitochondrial intermembrane space. Gene Ontology annotation, biological process: mitochondrial respiratory chain complex II assembly; succinate metabolic process.
UUCGCUGAUUAGUAGCAACCGCCCAAGUGACGGCGAUAUUUAUUUAGAAAUGUGGGAGAGACUUCCUGCGCGAUGAAACAUUAAAUGGGAAAGGGGGAAAUGGUCGACGGUAGAUGACACGGGUCAGGCAAGGCCCUCUGCAGCAUUGCCUGCCUUAAGUCCCGGGCGAUUCAGGAGGACAUGCCAUGUGAUAUAUCAUAUGUUGAUAUAUCCGUUACGUCAUUACCCUUCAGGUAUGCAAUGGGUGGUGGAGCUGCAAUUCAGCAAGUGUUUACCCACGCACAGCGAGUUAGAUUACUUUACAAGACCAUUCUGAAGUUACAUCGUGGUUUUCCUGUAGAACUGAAAGCUCUUGGUGACCAGUACACUCGUGAUGAAUUUCGACGACACAAAAAUGCAACGCCAGAACAAACACAAGCUUUCAUGGUAGAGUGGACCAACUAUGCAAUCACUAUUGCUAAGCAGCUAGGUGUAAGAGGAGCCCACAUGUCUAAAACCUUUGGACAAAACUUUAAAGAAUCUGACCUGGAAAAUUUUAAUGAUGAACAGAUUUAUCAGCUAUAUGAAUUGUACAAAGCAUCAGUUGAAGCAGAUAAUGGAAAUCAAAAAGAAUCAUGAGUUUUGUUAAAGAGCUAAUAAGUGUUGUCAGUAACUUGGUUAAUUUAUAGCAGACAGUGUAAUUCGGAGUGCUACAUGAUAUUAUAUUUUCAAAUGUAUAUGUACUUUGUACAGAAUGUGUAUAUAUAGCAUAUAGAAAUAAAUUUUAUAAACAUA